Trichogramma pretiosum is the source of this 1331-nucleotide messenger RNA. Its product is annotated as myoneurin-like. NCBI's taxonomy places the organism in Eukaryota, Metazoa, Arthropoda, Insecta, Hymenoptera, Trichogrammatidae. Gene Ontology annotation, molecular function: chromatin insulator sequence binding. Gene Ontology annotation, cellular component: chromosome. The record is from RefSeq and is a predicted model, not a curated record. The coding region runs from base 38 to 745 and encodes 235 amino acids. The transcript is spliced from 3 exons. Gene Ontology annotation, biological process: regulation of transcription by RNA polymerase II.
GAGAGGUUAAUAGUCGAAGAAGUUUCAAGUGAGAACGAUGGAACCCAGUGAUUCAUAUAAUUGUGCUAUCAGAGUGAAAGAGGAACAUAGUUAUGCGUUGCUUAUUGAAAAUGAUUCUGGGAUCAUUGAUGAGAAACCGGAUCUUAAAAACUUACAACUUUUACUACUUCCACCAGAAAGUUCGAACCAAACAGUUCGAAAAUGUGACGAACAUCGUGAAAGUGAACUUGAUAUUGAAGUGGAAAUAACAUUUGAGUGUGAAAACCUUAAACCCCAAAUGAAUUUGUCAGUACAUGAAAAAAUUGACGAUUAUUCUCAAAGUCAUUUGCGGAAUGUAAAAGAUAGCGAUGGUUACAAAAUUCAAAAUGCAGUCAGAAUAGAAUACGUGGAAGAAGAGAAACAGACAUUUUUUGGGGAUGCAGAAAAAUCAAAUUUGAAUUUCGAAUGCGAACUUGCCAGACUAGAUAAAAGAAGAAUAAUUAGAAAGAAGUUAAAUAAUGAACAUAACCUCAAAACACACGUAGGUACGAUGAAUAGUGAUACAACCCAUGCAUGUGAUGUAUGUGUCAAGACAUUUUCUCAAAGUCAGCAUCUCAAAUUCCACAUCGAUAAGGUGCAUCAUAAAAUCACGUCCACGUACGAUAUGUGCGGAAAAUCAUUUUCACUAACAGGUUAUGUAGCCCAUAUUGACGCGGUGCAUAAUGGUGUCCCGCAUGCAUGUCACAUAUGCGGAAAAAAUACAUAACGAAGGGUUAUCUCAAAGCUCAUAUCGAUAAGGUAAAUAAUAAUAUCAUUUGUUAUAUAUGCAGAAAGACAUUCGCGCAUAAGGGCUAUCUCCAAACCCAUAUUGAUUCGGUGCAUAUCUCACAUUCAUGUGAUAUGAGCGGAAAGACGUUAUGCAAGAGUAGUCUCAAGACCCACGUUGAUAAAAUGCACAAAGAUGUCAGGCAUGCGUGCGAUACAUGCGGUAAGAAGUUUUCAGGGAAGAGUGAUCUCCAAAAUCAUAUCGAUACGGCACAUGAUGGUGUCAAACAUAUAUGUGAUAUAUGCCAAAAGACAUUCACCCAGAAGAGUAAUCUCAAAACCCACAUCGAUACGGCACAUAAUGGUGUGAAACAUACACGUGAUACAUGCCACAAGACAUUCACCCAGAAGAGUAAUCUCAAAAGUCACAUCGAUACCGUACACAAAGGUGUCAAAAAUUCUUGCAAUAUAUGUGGCAAGUCAUUUGCUCACAGACGUAAUAUCAAAGCCCACAUUAAUGCAGUGCAUAAUGGUAUUUUAAAAGUAAGCAUUACCUCAAACAUGCUAUCGGCGGAUGAGACAUUGAU